CUUUAAAAAGAGUAAAAAAAGGAAAAAGGGGAACUGAUGCAAGAAAAUCUCAAAGUGACCUGGACUAAUUGUGACGACUUGGAAAGUCUGAGUGCAACCCAGCUCACUAGCAUGUGAAAAAGAAGCCAUCAUAGCCUUGUCAAAGGCGUAAUUCAAGGAACCAAAACCAUGACCCAAUCAAUAGUCCCUGAAAAGGCUUAGCAACUGGAGCUGAUGAUUGUAUGAAUAGAAUUAUUGUGUUUGCAUCAUUAAAAAGAUGCAAAGCACUAGACUUUUUCCCAACAUCUCACUUACAAAAACAGAUAACAACACAACACAUCAUUAUAAACACCCAAAAUUUAAGAACCUCUCUUAUCAAACUUGGCUCAACUCUCAUCCAUCCCAAUUUCUUCUUCAUGGGUUCCUUCCUCCUAGAGUUAUAAAUUGCAAUUAACAAUAGCAAUUGCAGCCGCAAUGAUAAAAGGUUUUGGCCUCCGUGCUAGGCAUCAAGACCACAAUUGCGACCGUAUCAACCCGCAUUUUGCAAAGCAGGAGCCACAACCUCAAUUUAAAAUCUUGCUUCUUCACUCCUCCUAAUCCUAGCAUAUUAACUAGAUAUGACCUGAAUAUUUGAAAAAACACAAAGGAGCAACAACAAGCAACAUGAUCAAAGCUUGUUUCAGCCAACCCAAGUCACCCUCAAGCAGUAGCAGCAGCACCAAUCAAUUUCCACAAAAUGUAGUAACCUGCAUAUACCAAACACAACUCUGUGACUCACCCACUUAUGUCACACUCAGUUGGUCAAGAACCCUUUUCUCCCAUUCCUUAACCAUCCACGCCUCAGACAUCUUCUCCACCACCAUUUCCCUCAACCCAUCAACCUUCUCCUUCUUCCAAACACAACACGGCUCAAAAUGCAUCCAAAACCAACACUUGAACAAAAUCAAACUCCACUGGAACUUCACCAAAACAGUAUAUACACAAAACUCUGCAGAGCCAGAGUCAUGCUUCUACCUAGCAAUCUCUCACGGCGGGAAGCUCCAAUUCUUGCUCGGCGACCUUGCUCUCAACUACUUGACACGGCGACAGCGCCACCUCAACAUCACAACCGGCACAAGCACGAGCAGAACAGAACACACCCCUGUUCUGCUUUCGAGAAGAGAGCACGUGUUUGGAAGCAGAAGCUACGUUUCACGUGCCGAGUUCAUGGGAUCAAAACAUGACAUAGAGAUUGAAUGUUGUGAAGGGGCGCUGAGAGUGAAAGUGGACAGUGAAACUCGAUUGGUAGUGAAAAGGCUUGUGUGGAAAUUCAGAGGGUACGAGAAGUUCUUCAUCGAUGGCAUCGAAGUAGAGUUCUACUGGGACGUGUUGAGUUGGGUGGUUGGUAACAACGACACCAACAGCAAUGGAAAUCAUGGACACGGUGUUUUUGUGUUUCAGGUAGGAGAAGGCACGGUGUGGCCGGAGAUAGUGGGGGCAGAGAAGAGGUUGAUGAGGAAGAGCGUGUCGUCGGGUUCAAGCGUGUUGCAGUGGGCAGAGGAGAACAGUGAGUGUGGUAGAACCUCUUCAUCUUCUUCAUCAACCAGAUCUUGUGAUAUUGGUGCCUUCUCUUUGUUGCUCUAUGCUUGGACCAUCAAUUCUUAAUGGAUUUCAUUUCAUUUCUUCAUUGUUAAUAUUCUUUUUACAGUAUUAAUUAUUUAAUUUCAACUCUGAGUUGGUCUGGAUUGGACUGAGAUUUUUUCUUUGUUGAUAUGUAUAUGUAUAUUCUAUUUUCUUUCUUGUACAAUGUUGUUGAGCUUUUUAAGUAUCUAAUUCAGAACUCGAAUUUCAAAUGA
Lotus japonicus is the source of this 1814-nucleotide messenger RNA. RefSeq lists its product as uncharacterized. NCBI's taxonomy places the organism in Eukaryota, Viridiplantae, Streptophyta, Magnoliopsida, Fabales, Fabaceae. The record is from RefSeq and is a predicted model, not a curated record. The coding region runs from base 643 to 1623 and encodes 326 amino acids. The transcript has a single exon.